AUGCUAUCAAAUUUUGUCCCUAGUGAGGUGGUCGAGAGUCUAGAAGUCGGACGCGAGGCACUUAGUGCGCGUGAGACGGUCGAGCCCGGCGAGUGCACCGGUACGCACCGGACGCGGCUAGAAGUCGGACGCGAGGCGCUUAGUGCGCGUGAGACGGUCGAGCUCGGCGAGUGCGCCGGUACGCACCGGACGCGGCUAGAAGUCGGACGCGAGGCGCUUGGCGCACGUGAGGCGGUCGAGCUCGGCGAGUGCAGUGCGAGUGCGGCGGUACGCAUUGGAGCGCCGCCAGAAGUCGGACGCGAGGCGCUUGGCGCGCGUGAGGCGGUCGAGCUCGGCGAGUGCGCCGGUACGCACCGGACGCGGCUAGAAGGCGGACGCGAGGCGCUUAGUGCGCGUGAGACGGUCGAGCUCGGCGAGUGCGCCGGUACGCACCGGGCGCGGCUAGAAGUCGGACGCGAGGCGCUUGGCGCGCGUGAGGCGGUCGAGCUCGGCGAGUGCGGCGGUACGCACCGGGCGCGGCUAGCAGUCGGACGCGAGGCGCUUGGCGCGCGUGAGGCGGUCGAGCUCGGCGAGUGCGGCGGUACGCACCGGGCACGGCUAGAAGUCGGACGCGAGGCGCUUGGCGCGCGUGAGGCGGUCGAGCUCGGCGAGUGCAGCGGUACGCACCGGAAGCGGCUAGCAGUCGGACGCGAGGCGCUUGGCGCGCGUGAGGUGGUCGAGCUCGGCGAGUGCAGCGGUACGCACCGGGCGCGGCUAGCAGUCGGACGCGAGGCGCUUGGCGCGCGUGAGGCGGUCGAGCUCGGCGAGUGCGGCGGUACGCAUCGGGCGCGGCUAGAAGUCGGACGCGAGGCGCUUGGCGCGCGUGAGGCGGUCGAGCUCGGCGAGUGCGGCGGUACGCAACGGGCGCGGCUAGAAGUCGGACGCGAGGCGCUUGGCGCAAGUGAGGCGGUCGAGCUCGGCGAGUGCAGUGCGAGUGCGGCGUGCGAGUGCGGCGGUACGCACUGGGCGCGGCUAGAAGUCGGACGCGAGGCGCUUGGCGCGCGUGAGGCGGUCGAGCUCGGCGAGUGCAGCGGUACGCACCGGAAGCGGCUAGCAGUCGGACGCGAGGCGCUUGGCGCGCGUGAGGCGGUCGAGUUCGGCGAGUUCAGCGGCACGCACCGGGCGCGGCUAGCAGUCGGACGCGAGGCGCUUGGCGCGCGUGAGGCGGUCGAGCUCGGCGAGUUCAGCGGCACGCACCGGGCGCGGCUAGCAGUCGGACGCGAGGCGCUUGGCGCGCGUGAGGCGGUCGAGCUCGGCGAGUGCGACGGUACGCAUCGGGCGCGGCUAGAAGUCGGACGCGAGGCGCUUGGCGCGCGUGAGGCGGUCGAGCUCGGCGAGUGCGGCGGUACGCAACGGGCGCGGCUAGAAGUCGGACGCGAGGCGCUUGGCGCACGUGAGGCGGUCGAGCUCGGCGAGUGCAGUGCGAGUGCGGCGGUACGCACCGGAAGCGGCUAG
Parnassius apollo (apollo) is the source of this 1494-nucleotide messenger RNA. The record is from the annotation of a GenBank genome assembly. Lineage: Eukaryota; Metazoa; Arthropoda; Insecta; Lepidoptera; Papilionidae.